Ustilago hordei is the source of this 4635-nucleotide messenger RNA. RefSeq lists its product as uncharacterized. Gene Ontology annotation, cellular component: intracellular anatomical structure. The transcript has a single exon. The coding region runs from base 1 to 4635 and encodes 1544 amino acids. The record is from RefSeq and is a predicted model, not a curated record. Gene Ontology annotation, molecular function: RNA binding; ATP binding. NCBI's taxonomy places the organism in Eukaryota, Fungi, Basidiomycota, Ustilaginomycetes, Ustilaginales, Ustilaginaceae.
AUGGCCGACGCUUCAUCAUCGACAUGGCCGAGCGGAAGCGGCUCAGCAGCAGCAGCAGCAGCGGGCAAUGGCAGUAGCAAUUGGGGGCGUGGCAAUGCCAACUCAGCCUCUUCCAGCAAUACCAACACCAACACCAACACCAACACCAUCGCCACCAAGAAAGGCGGUUCAUCACGAUCGAAAGGCGCUGCCGCAAUCGCCACAGCAGCUUCCUCUGCAUCGACGACGACCUCCUCCUCCUCCUCCUCCAACUUCAAGUCCAAACCUACCAAGUUCCUCCCCACGCAACCAUUGCCAUAUCACUCCCUCCAGAACGUCAAAGACUACUACCAUGGUCUUCUCAAUAGCGCUCUCAUCAAGAAGGCGUGGCUCGACAAUCCUAAAAGUCCCAUCCAGAACUAUGUCCUCCAUAGAACCGGCUCCUACCCUGUCUACACUGUCGAGGAGGGUCAAGUCGAGGGCAGAAGGGAUAUCAACUUUCGAUGCACACUUCAUUUCGAUCCCGAGUACGACUGGCACGUCUAUGGUGAUGCCAAAACCCAAAAGGACGCAGAAAAGCUAGCGGCACUCCAUGCUGUGCUUUUCCUUCAAAACAGCGGUGACAUGCUCACAAAGACACCCAUCGCUUCUCCACCUGCAUCUCUUGUUUCUCAGCAGCAAGCUCCCCUUGCAAAACUCAGCGAUGGUUCUGAGCUUACCCUUCAGCGUGCUCGCGAGUUUAUCGACUUCUACUGCAAACGUUUCAACCUCGGCAAACCAGACAUUCGUCAAUCCGCUGCCAAGCAAGGCAAACCCAAACGUGGUGCCGCCAAAGCUUCCAGCUCGGUCGACCAACCACACGCUUCUAUGUACAUCGCAGGCAAACAGCUCGGCGCUGCUGUUGGCAAGAACAAGAAGCAGGCCCUUGCUAAUUGCUACCUCGAGUCCGUCGCCUACAUUGAGUCUAGCGAUCCUUCCCUCUGGAAGACUUUCUCGCUCCUUCACAAGCCAGGCAUGUCCAUCAUCAAGGCUCCUCAUGUCACUUUCACCAUGAGUGAAGAGCUCCAUGAUUCCGUCACCAAUAUCUACGACACAAUGAUUCGUAGCAAGAUCUACGCCAAACGGCCACACACUUCUGCUAUCGUCGUCGCCGGUGAAGAUCCCAAUGCUGCUUCCAAGCACGCCGAUGAACUGCUCGCAAAACAGCGUCAGGCGCGUCAACAGCGCGCACAAAAAUACAACCAGCAGUUUGGUGCCACCCAAGAUUCGCUUCAACGCAAGAGCCAACAGCUCGAACGUGCCCUCGCCAACUACUACUCGGAUGACGCUAUGGCCAAGAUGCGUAAUCAGCGUCUCAGCUUGCCCGUUUCCCAAAAGCAAUCCGACGUCCUCGUCAAGGUCGAGCUCAAUCAAGUCACUAUCUGCAUGGCUGCCACUGGUUCAGGUAAAACUACGCAGAUCCCGCAGAUCUUAUUCGACGACUACAUUCUCCAAGGCAAAGGUGCCAAGUGCAACAUCAUCUGCACUCAGCCUCGUCGUAUUGCUGCCAUCAGUGUCGCAGAGCGAGUCGCAAAGGAACGAGGCGAGAAUCUUGGUCAGACUGUCGGUUAUCAAGUUCGAUUCGAAGCAAAGCCGCCCCAGCCCAACGGUUCCAUCACUUUCUGCACCACAGGUGUCUUUUUGCGUCGUCUCCAGUCGGCGUUGGGAGAUGCAGAUGCUUCCAACACUUUCCUCGACUCCAUCACACAUGUAGUUAUCGACGAGGUGCACGAACGAGACGUCGAGACCGAUCUCUUAUUGGUCGUCAUCAAGAGGCUCUUGGCUGAACGUCGCAGGUUGGGCAAGAAGGAGAUCAAGGUGGUACUCAUGAGUGCAACUAUCAACCCGAUCCUCUUUCAACAGUACUUUGCCGAUCCCUCGGGUAAUCCGGCUCCUGUUGUCGAGAUUCCGGGUCGCAGCUAUCCUGUUGAGAAGCAUUACUUGGAAGAAACGGUGCGCAAUUUGGAGGCCUUGAGGUUGACGCCACAGAUGGGAGGAUGGGUUUGGGCUGAAAAGAACGUGAGGGACUACAUCGAGCGCGAGAUCUACCAAAGAGGUGGUAGUGCCAGUCGCAAUGGUGGCAACUCGAGGGGUGGUGGAGAAUACGCUAACGCCAUCGCAGCCGGCGGUGCCAACGAAUCUGUCGACCCCAUGUCUGAUCAAGUGGACGACCUGGAGAUCCCAUACCCUUUGGUUGCACUCAUCAUCGCUUACGUGCUGUCCAUCUCGGACGACGGCCACCUCCUCGUUUUCUUGCCAGGUUGGGACGAGAUCAAGGCUGUCAACACUUUAUUGGCAGACACGCAAUACCACCCACUCCUUCGCACCGACUUCAAUGAUCGCGAUCAGUACGAGAUCCACAUCCUCCACUCUACCAUUCCUGUUCAAGAUCAGCAAGCCGUCUUCGAGCCGGUUCGACACAAGGCGAUUCGACGUAUCAUUCUUGCCACCAACAUUGCCGAGACGUCCAUCACGAUCCCGGAUGUCGUGUACGUGGUGGAUACAGGUCGUGUCAAGGAGAAACGAUUCGAUCCCGAACGUCAUCUUUCCAGUCUAGUCUCGGCUUGGGUUGGAACGUCGAACCUCAACCAGCGUGCCGGUCGUGCAGGACGUCAUCGUCCAGGUGAAUACUUUGGUGUUCUCAGCAAAGCACGAUACGACAGGCUCAAAGUCAAUCAGACGGUGGAGAUGAAAAGAACCGAUCUCAGCAACGUUGUGACGCAUAUCAAAGCGCUCGACAUUCCAGGAAUGGAGGUGGAGGAGGUGUUGGCCUCUGCGAUUGAACCUCCUGCGCCCGAGAGGGUUUUGGCGGCGAUGGAGAAGCUCAAGAUGGUGGGUGCGUUGGAUAUUAACAAAAACUUGACCUCCUUGGGUCGAGUCUUGUUGCAGUUGCCCGUGGAUGCGCCGAUGGGGAAAAUGUGUCUCUAUGGUGCCUUCUUCAGGUGUUUAGAUCCCGUGCUUUCACUUGCGGCCAUUUUGACCAGUAGGGAUCCGUUCAUGGCACCCAUGCAUUUGAGGGAAGAAGCGGAGAUGGUCAAGGAUAGAUGGUGUCCUCCCGAUUUCAGGUCGGAUGCGCUUUGCAUUUUGAGGGCCUACACGAGGUGGUGGGAGAUGGAAUCGCGAGGUGACUUGGUUACCGCGAAUAGGUUCUGUCAAGAUAACUUCCUGAGCAGGUUAACCUUGUUGCAGAUUCAGCAGGUGAAAAAACAUCUUUUCCAAUCCAUGGAGAAGGCCGAUAUCAUUUCGGUGAUUCAAUCUUCGUCCCUUGCGACUAGUGCUAAUGGUGGAGGCAACACUUACUCUCGAUACAGAAGACCACGCGAAACGGAUGCCGAGUUCAACCUAAACUCCGAUAGCACUUCCCUCCUUGCAGCCCUGAUUGCUGUUUCUUCCCCCCCCAACUUUGCGAUUCGGAGCGGUCUAGCGAACUACCGUACUUCGCAGAACAAGUCUUGCCUGAUGCACUCCUCUUCGAUCUGUCAUACCAAGUUUACCAAGCACAAACCUUGGGAUCCCGCCAAUAUGGGGGAGAAGGAGAUCUUUGCAUUCAGUGAAAAAAUCCGCAAUGCUUCGGGAAGUGCGGGUAACAAUGCAUCGACAAUGUUGAGGGGAUGUACGAGGUUGGAUCCGUUGACAUUCAUGUUGUUUGGUGCUACAGAGGUGAGGGUUUUGGGAGAAGGGGUGGAGUGUGAUUAUUGGUUACCCAUUACCGGAGAUAUGGAGAGUUUGGACAAUUUGGAAAAGUUGAGGAGUAUGAUGGAUGUGGUGCUGUUGAGGGUCUUUGAGGGCAUUGGCAAGCGGCGUCUCACUCAAGAAGGGCAGAGAGGCGGUGGUGGUGCUGCGGGGGAUGUGGAUGAGUAUGAAGGUGGAGAGGAUAAGGAUGAGGACGAGUGGGGAGAUAGGACGGACUUGUCCUUAUCAGCGCAAGAAAUUGGCGAGUUUGAGUAUAUGUCGCAAGGAAUUGUGCAUAUUUUGGAUGGCUAUGCGCACGAGAGGGGUUGGGGAAGUAGUAGUAGAGGAUCGACGAGACCAGCUAGUCCUGCUUCGUUUAUGGGCGGGUUGAGUUUGCAGGAUCCGCCUAGUAGGGGGACUCAAACGCCUAGUGCGGUUUCGGUGUAUGGUGCAGGUGGUGUAGGAAGUAGGGUUGGGUCGAGUUCGAAUCUGUUUGCAGGGGGUAGCGCUCCGGGUAGUAGUCAUGGAGGUAGUAGGUGGACUAGUCGAUCGCAGACUCCGGACGUCGGUCAACAGCAGGGUAAGCAGCAGCAGCAACAACAACGACCUGCAGCGCCGGCUAGUGUUGUGGCUAGUACCACGACUAAUGCCACUACGGCGACGAACAAUACACGCAGUACGACGGCGACGAGUAGCGCAACUACUUCUGCUGCUGCAAGUGCCGGUGACGGUGCGGGUGGGGAGCAAGCACCUGCAGCAAAACCCAAAGCGCAGAGCAAUUGGCGAGCUCGCAACACCAGUGACACCGAGGGUAGCCAAAGCAACAAUAACAGCGCUGGUGGACGUGGCCGUGGUCGCGGUCGUCGUGGCGGCAGAGGUGGACGUGGGCGUGGUGGUGCUGCGGGCCCUAAUGCUGCAAAUUCUUCUUGUGCUCCUUCUACCUAA